UACAGUCUCUUCGUUGCUGACGGCUGUUAAAAUAAACACCCAGAGCCAGUCCCUCAAGAAACCCCACCGAGACAGAGACGACACCAUCUUCGUCCAGUCCUUUCCUCGUCGUUUACUCUCUCCGUUAAUCAAAACCACGCGGUUUCACUCUCUCCGGCAACGAUCUCAUGCCUUCUCCCCUACCUUAAAGUUUCCCAGGUCGGGGAGAACACAAUCAUCACCGUUCAUCAAAUGUCUCUUCCCCAAUCACCCACCGCUGAUUCUCUUCAUCAACAGCGCUCCUCCACCGUUGAUCACCGUGUCUCUUCCAAACGCAAACUAGACGAUGUGGAUGACAACGACGCCGUUUUCUCUGACUUAAUCUCUGUCAGGAUGCGUAAAGACGACACCGAGUCAUCCACCGGCAACAAUCAAGAACAACAACAACAACCUCCCUCCAUCUCCUCCACCAAUCAGCUCUCCACGCGUGUCUCCGACGCCUCCACCUCUUCAUCAUCCACCAACUUCCCCUCCUCCGCCAUGGGGACCACCACACCCUCGCCGCUGCGGAGGUCGCAAUCAAGACUCCAAUUCUUUAUCAGAAUGAUCUCCGAUGCAACUCAUGUUGUGAUCAACGCGAACUCGAGCGAUUCUGUUAAAUCACUCCACGAACAGAUUCGCGCGAUGACCGGAAUUCCGGUGAUAGAGCAGAGAUUAAUCUACUUAGGUAAGCAAUUGCAAUACGAGAACAAACUCUCCGAUUACUCUAUUGAGAACGAUUCGAUUCUUCAUUUAGUCGGUCGAAUGCGUAGCACUAGGCAUCCUCGUACUUGUCAAUUGAUUAAUGAUAUGGUUUCUUACAUUUGUCGGAUUUGUAAGUCUAUAUUGCCGUGUGGUGUUCAUCCUUACACGUCAAAGCAUAUAAAGGAGUUGAUGAAUGAGUUCUUUAGUUUGACGCCCAAGGAUGAUAAUGAGGAUGCUUCGGGGCACUUGAAUGUUUUUUUGUCCAAUAGUGCACCGGCCGCGCUAGUUGCACUUUAUGUUUCGAGUAUUAAAGGGAAUAAGGAGUGUGCGGAGGGUGCUAUUAGGCACUUUUUGAAUUCGUGUAGGAUUUCGUUGCCUAAGAAUUUGCAUUUACAGUGUGUGCCGAUUGUGAUGGAGUUUUGUAAUUUGUUGAGGAAGGUUGGGAGUGACGAUCCGUUGUAUGUUGUUUGUAGGAGUUGUCUUGGUUCGUUGUUGGAGAAUGGUGGGGGUACGUGUGGGUGGAGGUAUCAUGGAGGGGAGGAGGGGAAGGGAGUUGUUAUGCAGGAGAUUUUUCCAUUUGUUAGUGAGUUGGGGAGCAAGUUGUCUAAAGAUUUGACGGGGAGUGUGGCGGAGAGUAUGGGGCCAUCGGAGGCUGUUGUUAAGGAUUUUUCAGCGUUUUUGAUACCAUUGCAUAGUGUGAUUUCCGAGCAAAGGGGAUUUGGGAGUCCAAUUUCGAUGCCUUUGAAGAAGAGGGCGUUUAAUUGUCCAUUGUAUGCGAAAGAAAUUGAGCAGCUUCAUGUGAUAUUCAUUGAUUUGCUGGAUAUUAUGGAGAAAUGUCUUGAGAAAAUGCAGGAUUCUUCGAAUUUGAAAACGAAUGGAGAAGGUGAGUUGAAUCAUACAGGUUGGUCCCAAUAUUUGUUUAUUUUGAAGGAGUUGAAUAACAUUGCUAAACUUUAUAAGGGUGCUGAGGAAAAGUUUUGGACGGUUUUGAGGCUUAGAAAAGCUUCCUUGUGUGUGCUGAUUGUUAGAUACGCUAAACGAACUGAUGAUCAUCAGUGGCUUCUUCAGCAUAAGGAUGUGACUGAUUUUGACUCUAGGAGGCAUUUGGCUAUGAUGAUGUUCCCUGAGUUGAAAGAAGAUUACGAGGAUCUGCACGAGAUGCUCAUUGAUCGGUCACAAUUGUUGGCAGAGUCAUUUGAGUACAUAGUGCAUGCCGAAUCAGAUACACUGCAUGUUGGUUUAUUUAUGGAAUUUAAAAAUGAGGAAGCAACUGGUCCUGGUGUAUUGCGUGAGUGGUUUUUCUUGGUUACACAAGCUAUAUUUGAUCCUCAAAAUGCCCUUUUUGUGGCAUGCCCAAGUGAUCGUAGAAGGUUCUAUCCUAAUCCCGCAUCUAAGGUGGAUCCCAUGCACCUUGAUUAUUUCACAUUCUCUGGUCGAGUGAUUGCAUUAGCUUUGAUGCAUAAAGUGCAAGUCGGCAUUGUAUUUGAUCGUGUGUUUUUCUUGCAAUUGGCUGGGAUGCAUAUUUCUUUGGAAGACAUACGGGAUGCAGAUCCAUGCUUGUAUAGCAGUUGCAAACAGAUUCUGCAGAUGGAUCCUGAGUUCAUUGAUUCAGAUGCUUUGGGGCUGACAUUUGUCAGAGAAGUUGAGGAGCUAGGAUCCAUAAAAGUUGUGGAACUUUGCCCUGGUGGGAAAGGCAUUGUUGUAAAUAGCAAGAACCGGGAGAAAUAUGUCAAUCUGCUAAUUCAACAUCACUUUGUCACAUCUAUCUCUGACCCUGUAUCUCGAUUUGCACGUGGUUUUUCUGAUAUUCUUAACCCUGGGGAACAGAAGCUCUUCUUCCGAAGCUUGGAGCUUGAAGAUCUUGAUUGGAUGCUAUAUGGAAGUGAAAGUGCUAUAUGUGUGGAAGACUGGAAGGCUCACACUGAGUACAGCAGCUACAAGGAAACUGAUCCUCAGAUAUCCUGGUUCUGGGAGAUUGUUGGGAGAAUGUCAGCAGAUCAGAGAAAGGUUCUUCUCUUCUUUUGGACCUCGGUGAAGUAUCUACCUGUUGAGGGUUUCCGUGGUUUGGCCUCGCAACUUUACAUUUACAAGUCCACAGAACCACAUGAUCACCUUCCUUCAUCUCAUACAUGCUUUUACCGGCUGUGUUUCCCACCUUAUCCCUCCAUGGCUAUCAUGCAAGAUCGCCUCCGCGUCAUCACCCAAGAACAUGUUGGAUGCAGUUUUGGCACUUGGUAAUGCAUUGGGUACAUUCACUUUCAGGGUAAACAAGGGUUCUUACUGCACAUAGAAAAGAUUUCAUCUCAGCUUGUACAGAUAGGUUUAUGUCGCCAGUUUCAUUAAACUAUGUAAGAAAGUCUCGUAGUUAAUUUAUGUUUCCUCCAGGAAAGUUGGGAUGUCAUUGCUCUUUUUGUCAGACUGUUAAUAUAGGUAUAGCGUAAAUAAUGCUGCUGGGGGCUAGAAGGAAGAAAAUUUCUAUGCUCCCAGAUGGACUUCCUUCAUCAGUAACAGUAGCUGAUUUUCUUGUCAUGCAACUACACAGAUUAUGCAAUGACAUCCAAAUUCAUAGAAAGGUUAUUAUUCUCA
Populus trichocarpa (black cottonwood) is the source of this 3309-nucleotide messenger RNA. RefSeq names its product E3 ubiquitin-protein ligase UPL5. Lineage: Eukaryota; Viridiplantae; Streptophyta; Magnoliopsida; Malpighiales; Salicaceae. The record is from RefSeq and is a predicted model, not a curated record. Gene Ontology annotation, biological process: proteasome-mediated ubiquitin-dependent protein catabolic process; positive regulation of protein catabolic process; protein polyubiquitination. Gene Ontology annotation, molecular function: ubiquitin-protein transferase activity; protein binding. The transcript has 3 exons. Bases 232 to 2961 code for a protein of 909 amino acids.